This is a messenger RNA of Durio zibethinus, 2295 nucleotides long. Its product is annotated as serine/threonine-protein kinase 52-like. The record is from RefSeq and is a predicted model, not a curated record. Gene Ontology annotation, cellular component: plasma membrane. Gene Ontology annotation, biological process: protein phosphorylation. Gene Ontology annotation, molecular function: ATP binding; protein serine/threonine kinase activity. Lineage: Eukaryota; Viridiplantae; Streptophyta; Magnoliopsida; Malvales; Malvaceae.
GAGUCGCGCGCUAUUCUGUCCUCUCCAAAAAAAUAAAAAACUGAUCUUCUUCUCCAAAUCCAAUUAAUCUUUUCGUUUUUCAAUUGGAUUGGUUUCCUCCUUCUAUUAAUCUCCUCCAUAGAAAAACCCUUCCUUUUUUUAGCCUCGAAAAAAAUUUUUCUAUUUCUCUCGUUUCCUUGAGCUUUUCAAUGACCUUUUUCAUCUUUGAUUCUUAAAAGAAUUUAAUUCAACGACACCACCACCGACCUUUUGUUCCCUCCUCCUCUUCUUCUUCCCAUUCUAUAGAAUUUAAUUCAAAGUCAACUUUUUCGUCUACAUAUCUCUUUAAAUACGCUUUUUCGUUUCAUUUAUUUUUCUGGGGUAUUUUUUUUAUUUUGUUUUUUUAUUUUGCAUACUCUACUUUGCAUGCCCGUUUUUCCUUCUUGGGUUUUCUUUGUUAUUGGUUUUUCUGGGUUUGUUCCUUUUUUGUUUUUAUUUUUUUUAUUUUUUAAAAAUUCUGGGCCAUUGGUCUUGGUCAGCUAGUGGUGGGAAUUGCGUCGUUUUCUUAGGGGCUUUACUUUUUCUUUUUUGUUUUGUGUUUGUUCUUUUCUGUUUGCAAUUAUUUAAUAGUUGGUGAUGGGGAAAAUUUUGUUUUUUAUUUCAGCUACAAUGUUUAAUUUAUUUCGGGUCUAAAUAAAACACUAAUUUUCCUUUUUUUUUAAAAUACAAAAUCACAAAUUUUGGUUAUAAGGUCAAUAUUGUAUAGAGUUCUAAUAAGAUUUGGGGUUGGUAAAACUGGGUUUUAUAUCUGAUCAUAUUUAUAGGUUGUUUUACCUGUUUUAUUUGAUUGAUAUUUGGUCUGCUGUUUUGCUUCUUUUAUUGUACUUUAACUUCAUAAUCAGUUUUGCUCAUGUCAGGUUAAGGUAAUAAAUAGAUAGGUUGAACCUUGGUUUUGUUUUGUUUUGUUUAUUUUCAUAAGUUUUUAGUUGGUGAUUUUGUUAUUCUAUGAGCAUGGAUUUGAAGUGUGGAGAGGAAGGUGGUGGUGUGAAGACACCUAAGAAAUCAGAUGAACAACAAGGAGGUGGAAAUUCGAAGAUGAAGGGUACUGGAGGCAUUAGUAGCAAAGAUAUGAUCUUUAGAGCUGAUAAAAUUGAUUUAAAAAGCUUAGAUAUGCAGCUGGAGAAGCAUCUGAGCCGGGUUUGGUCUAGAAACAUUGAGAACCGAAGGCCUGUAGAGGAGUGGGAGAUUGAUUUGGCUAAGUUGGAUUUAAGGCACGUUUUAGCUCAUGGAACCUAUGGGACAGUGUAUCGUGCCACUUAUGAUAAUCAAGAUGUUGCAGUUAAGCUGUUGGACUGGGGCGAGGAUGGUAUUGCAACAACAGCUGAAACUGCUGCUCUGCGAGCUUCAUUUCAGCAAGAGGUUGCUGUUUGGCACAAGCUUGACCAUCCUAAUGUUACAAAGUUUGUUGGGGCCUCAAUGGGAACUUCAAACCUUAAGAUUCCUCCAAAAAAUCCUUCAGCUGAUAGCCACAAUUCCCUUCCUUCUAGAGCAUGCUGUGUUAUAGUGGAGUAUCUCCCUGGUGGCACACUGAAACAAUACUUGAUAAGAAAUAGGCGAAAGAAACUUGCCUUGAAGGUUGUGGUCCAACUUGCUCUAGACCUCUCUAGAGGUCUUAGCUACCUACACUCGAGAAAGAUUGUACAUCGUGAUGUCAAAACGGAGAACAUGUUAUUAGAUGCUCACAGAAAUCUCAAAAUUGCUGAUUUUGGUGUUGCUCGUGUUGAAGCUCAAAAUCCAAGGGACAUGACUGGUGAAACUGGUACUCUUGGAUACAUGGCUCCAGAGGUUCUUGAUGGUAAGCCCUACAAUAGAAGAUGUGAUGUCUACAGCUUUGGCAUUUGCUUGUGGGAAAUUUAUUGCUGUGAUAUGCCUUAUCCAGAUCUUAGCUUUGCUGAUGUGUCAUCUGCUGUUGUUCGACAGAAUUUACGACCAGAGAUCCCGAGAUGCUGCCCGAGUUCAUUAGCAAACAUAAUGCGAAAAUGCUGGGAUGCAAACCCGGAGAAACGACCUGAAAUGGAUGAGGUAGUGAGGAUGCUAGAAGCAGUUAAUACAAGCAAGGGAGGAGGGAUGAUACCAGAUGACCAUAUGCCAACUUGCUUCUGUUUGACCCCUGCACGUGGUCCAUGAUUCUAGAGCCCGGAUUAGCAAUGUUGUUUAAAAAAAUUAGUUUUUUGGUGUUUUUAUGUAACUGUCACAGUUAUAAGAAAAGUUUUACCACCAUUGAAAUUAAAUUGGUGCCUUACUUUUAAAUUUUUA